AUGGGUACCAUAAUUGGUCUGACCGCCGGUCUCUACCAGGCUCUCAAUCUCCUUGGAGCUGGUGGUGGACAUCCCAACUCGUUCCAAACUGUGCAGGUAGUCAAUGCUACACUCUGCGCUGUCUUUGCUAUCUCAUCCGCAUUUGGGGGCAGUGUAUUGAACACCAUUGGUCCUGUGAUUACAACGAUCCUUGGUAUCAUCGGAUAUGCUAUGUAUGUGGCAGGUCUCUGGUACUUUGACAAGACGAGCAAUGAUUGGUUUCCCAUACUUGGUGGUGUUGCUAUUGGAAUUUCUGCCGGCCUCAUUUUUGUUGUAAUGGGUUCAAUUGCAAUGUCUUACUCUGAGGAAGAAGAGCGAGGGUCCUUCAUAGCCAUUUCGAUUAACCUACAGGCAGCAGGUUGUGCCGUUGGAGAUUUCAUCGCCCUACUCAUCAAUCGCAAUUCUCGAGAUGCUGCUGGCGUACCCGUGGCGGUGUAUAUCAUUAUCAUUGCCAUGAUGGGAUUUGGUUGCCUUCUUGCCCUGACUUUACGACCAGCUUCGCGAGUGAUCCGAGAUGAUGGUACUCAGGUUGCCACGGUACAAGCACGAGGCUACCUUGAAGAAUUGAAGGCCAACAUUGAAAUCUUCAAGGACUGGAAACUCAUGCUCAUGAUCCCCGCUUUCCUGCCAUCGGAGUGCUUCUUGGUCUACACUGGGUCUGUCAAUGCCUAUCACAACAACUUGAGGACAAGAACUCUUCUGUCCUUCUGCGCGGUCGCACUUCAAAUUCCUACGGGCUAUGGGCUUCAGAAGAUCUUGGAUCACAAGGCGUGGACCCGUCGUACAAGAGCCCUCCUAGGUCUCGCGGCAGUAAGUGUACCACUGUUGACUGCCUGGAUAUGGGAAAUCGUUCGCACUCGUCACUACAACCGUAUGAGUCCGCCCAGUCCAAUGGAUUGGACUGACGGCAACUUUGCGCCCACUUUCAUCCUCUUCUGUCUCAACUGGAUUGCGAGUAUUUUGAUGCAAUGCAUCAUACUUUACUUCCUGAGCUGUAUGACAAAUUCCCCAACGAAAGCUGCAAACUAUGCGGGUGUGUAUCGUGGAUUCCUCGCCGCCGGUGAAGCAAUAUGCUUCGGACUCGAUUCAAUCGCUGUGCCCUAUCUCAAAGAGUCGGGCGUGAUCUUCGCCUUCUAUGCCACCGGCGUGCUGGUGUUUCUCUACCUCGCCACAUAUCACAUUAGUGAAACCCAAUACUUGACUGGGGAAGAAGGUGUGGUUGUUCCGGUGCAUGUCAUUGAGGAGCUAGAGCUCGCUGGCAAACAUGCUGUGGUCGAUGAAAGCUCUGAUCCCAAAGCAGAGCCCAAAGCUUCCUCGAAUGAGAUCCAGCAGGCAUAA
Exophiala bonariae is the source of this 1377-nucleotide messenger RNA. RefSeq lists its product as uncharacterized. Lineage: Eukaryota; Fungi; Ascomycota; Eurotiomycetes; Chaetothyriales; Herpotrichiellaceae. Gene Ontology annotation, biological process: transmembrane transport. The coding region runs from base 1 to 1377 and encodes 458 amino acids. The record is from RefSeq and is a predicted model, not a curated record. The transcript has 3 exons. Gene Ontology annotation, molecular function: transmembrane transporter activity.